Lachancea mirantina is the source of this 1134-nucleotide messenger RNA. NCBI's taxonomy places the organism in Eukaryota, Fungi, Ascomycota, Saccharomycetes, Saccharomycetales, Saccharomycetaceae. The record is from the annotation of a GenBank genome assembly.
AUGUCGAAAUACGAGAAACCAAAAAGGUACGUUCCAGGCCCGGGACAGCCCGCAUUGCCUCCGCAGCUGACGGAAUUCCAAAAUAAAAGUGCCGAUGACGUGCUAGAAGAGCUGAAUAGGAUGCCAUUUUUCAUGACCCGUUUGGACGAUACAGAUGGAGAAGGGGGGCAGAACAUGGAACUCCAAGCGCUUAAGGCUCUGGCUUAUGAAGGUGAACCUCACGAGAUCGCCGAAAAUUUUAAAAAUCAAGGCAAUGGUCUUUAUAAGGUCGGGCGUUACAAGGAUGCCCGGGAGAUUUAUAGUAAGGGCAUCGAAAUUAAGUGCGGUGAUUCCAGUAUAAAUGAGUCCCUGUUUGCGAAUACCGCGGCAUGUGAAUUCCAAUUGAAGAAUUACAGAAAGUGUAUCAAUAAUUGCAAAAAUGCUCUGAAACUUAACCCGAAAAACGUCAAAUGCUACUACCGUAUGGCCAAUUCUUUUUUGAAGCUCGAUAAGCUUGACGGAGCAGAACAGGCUUGCAAUUUUGGGUUGCAAUUCGAUCAUGAAAACAAACCAUUUCAAUUACUUGCUGCAACUAUUGCGAGACGGAAAGACGAAUUGACAGCUAAACAAGAGAAAUUGGAGAAAGAAGCCAAGGAACGCGAGCAGACAGAGGUCUUAUUGAACGCCGCUGUCCUCUUAAGGGGCUACAAGUCUAUUACGACGCGAAGUUCACCAACUCUAUUGGACGAAGCUAGAAUGCAUCUUGAGGACAAGGCCGAUAUCGAAUCACAACUGAUUUUUCCUGCUACUGCGAUGUAUCCAACCACCGAUGAAUUUGAUUUCAUUGCUGCUGUGGGUGAAUUAAGCUCACCAGAAGAUUUGCUCGCUGUUUUGUUGCAGAGACCUCAAGAAUGGUUCGAGUUCCCUGGCCAUGAAAAUUUUACUCUAAAGAAGCUGAUUGCAUACAUGGAAACCGAGUCUGGCGGUUUGAUAAAGAUUGGGAAGAAAGUCAGCUUUCAUGACGUACUCAAAAUGGAGAAACCUUCGGUACCUUUAUUCGAUCAAGCAUUGAGAAUAUACUUCGUGCCGAAGGCAGAAAGUGAGGACUGGUUAAGGAAAUGGAAUAAAACGGACGCUUUGAAGAAAAGAGUUUGA